CGACAAUAUACCGAAGCAAGAGCGUACUUCUACUUUGGUUGAGAACCGAUUAAGAGGAGAAAAAGGUAGAGUGGCGGCAAAAAUGCAUUUACAGUUCAGUGAUUCUGAUUCGAGUAGCGUUCGUUAAACAUGAUGAAGGCCGUUGACCGUUUACCUUCUGCUGCUGUGCCGAAGUGGACCAACAGCUCGUGCUGAGGGUCCUGGCUGAAGACCGCAAUUGUCGUGUCGAUCAUCCUCGGGGCGGCCGCCAGUCAAGAAACAAGGAGGCCACACCGCAAGAAAGAGGUCUUGGAUCAUCACUGCCUUUUGGAGACUACACGAUCAUAAACGGCUAGAGUUUCUUCCGCUUGUUCAUCCCGGCCGCGGCACGAUGAUCAGCUCCAUUAUUUUGCUGAACCAGAAGGGCGACAUACUGGUAUUGCGGUCCUACAAAGAUGACGUUUUGCGAAGCGAAAUAGAAAAGUUCGCGGAGGUGGUAGUGUCCGCAAAGGAGCUCCAAGAACGCCCGAUUCAUCAAUUGGACAACUGCUACUUCCUGCACGUGACCUCGGGCGAGGUGACGCUCGUGGCGGCGACAAAGAAUGACGUGAACUGCGUGCUGGUGUUCAAGCUGUUGUACAAGCUGACCGAGCUUUUUAAGUCCUACUUUCAGGGCACCGCAGGCUCUUCGCUCAUGUCCUCGGCCUUUCACUCCGCGCCCGCGAGCGGGGCGCUUACCGAGGCAGUCAUCCACAAAAACUUCGUUCUCAUCUACGAGCUGCUGGACGAGGUGCUCGAUUUCGGAUAUCCUCAAGUUCUGGAGGCGGAGGUGCUGAAGAAGUACAUCACGCAGGGCAAUUCAGCCGCCCUGGUUCAAGACGAAGAGCAGCUGAAAAAAAUUACCAUUCAGGCCACCGGAAAUUGCUCCUGGCGGGGCGAAGGAAUCAAAUAUAGGUGUGGAGGGUCGCAUUUUUUAAUGUUAUUUUACAAGGCUGGCCCGGGCGGAGCCCGGGCGCUCUUGUGGAUAGGUCCCGGACCACCCAGUACCAGACCACCCGGAACGGGACCACCCGGAACCGGACCACCCGGAACCUUGAUCCCCAUCCAACGCCUCGGCCCGGGUCGCUGGAUAAGCCCUCUUCGACCUGCUGGCCAACCUCGGGCCGGCCCCUAUCCCACUCCCCGGCCCAGGGCGCUAGAUCCGCCGAUGGCAGGUGGACAGCCGCAACCACCAAACAACGCCUCAGCCCGGGCCACUGGAUCCUCCAAGGCCUGCUGGCCAGCCUCGACCGACCCCCAUCCAACGCCCCGGCCCGGGGCGCUGGAUCCGUUGGUCGCAGGUGGGCGCCCCCAGUCGCUCUCCACCCAAUGCCUCGGUCUUGAGUCGCGGCACCAAGGUCCCACCCGCCUCAAGCAGCGGGGCGUGCUUGGUGCCGUGAGUCGCGGCACCACGGGCCCAUCCGUCUCUUGCCCCCUCCCGGGAGCGGGGCUUGGCUUGGUGCCUCGAGUCGCGGCACCAAGGUCCCAUCGAUCCACCCCGCGUCCCGGGGGCGUUCUUGGGGCCGUGACUCGCGGCACCACGGUCCCACCCGACCCUCGCACCCUCCCGGCAACCAGCGGAGCUUGGCUUGGUGCCUCGAGUCGCGGCACCAAGGUCCCACCCGCCUCAAGCAGCGGGGCGUGCUUGGUGCCGUGAGUCGCGGCACCACGGUCCCAUCCGUCUCUCGCCCCCUCCCGGGAGCGGGGCUUGGCUUGGUGCCUCGAGUCGCGGCACCAAGGUCCCAUCGAUCAACCCCUCGCCCCCGGGGCGCGCUUGGUGCCGUGACUCGUGGCACCACGGUCCCACCCGUCCCUCGCACCCUCCCGGCAGCCAGCGGGGCUUGGCUUGGUGCCUCGAGUCGCGGCGCCAAGGUCCCGCCCGCCCCAAGGAAGCAGUGGGGCAUGCUUGGUGCCGUGACUCGCGGCACCAGCCACGGUCCCAUUCGCCUCUCGGUCGCCCCCUCCGCCCCGGCAGCGGGACUUAGCUUGGUGCCUCGAGUCGCGGCACCAAGGUCCCGCCCGCCCCAAGCAGCGGGGCGGGCUUUGUGCCGUGACUCGCGGCACCACGGUGCCAUUCGCCUCUCGCCCCCUCCGUCCCGGCAGCGGGACUUAGCUUGGUGCCUCGAGUCGCGGCACCAAGGUCCCAUCGAUCCACCCCUCGUCCCGGGGGCGUGCUUGGUGCCGUGACUUGCGGCACCACGGUCCCACCCGUCCCUCGCACCCUCCCGGCAGCCAGCGGGACCUGGCUUGGUGCCUCGAGCCGCGGCACCAAGGUCCCGCCCGCCCCGAGGAAGCAGAGGGGCGUGCUUGCUGCCGUGAGUCGCGGCACCACGGUCCCAUUCGUCUCUCGCCCCCUCCGUCCCGGCAGCGGGGCUUGGCUUGGUGCCUCGAGUCACGGCACCAAGGUCCCAUCGAUCCACCCCUCGUCCCCGGGGCGUGCUUGGUGCCGUGACUCGCGGCACCACGGUCCCACCCGUCGCCGUCCCUCGCACCCUCCCGGCAGCCACCGGGGCUUGGCUUGGUUGGUGCCUCGAGUCGCGGCACCAAGGUCCCACUCGCCUCAAGCAGCGGGGCGUGCUUGGUGCCGUGAGUCGCGGGACCAAGGUCCCAUCCAUCCACCCCCCGUCCCCGGGGCGUGCUUGGUGCCGUGACUCGCGGAACCACGGUCCCACCCGCCCCUCGCACCCUCCCGGCAGCCAGCGGGGCUUGGCUUGGUGCCUCGAGUCGCGGCACCAAGGUCCCACCCGCCUCAAGCCGCGGGGCGUGCUUGGUGCCGUGAGUCGCGGCACCACGGUCCCAUCCGUCUUUCGCCCCCUACCGGCAGCAGGGCUUGGCCUGGUGCCUCGAGUCGCGGCACCAAGGUCCCAUCGAUCCACCCCUCACCCCCGGGGCGUGCUUGGUGCCGUGACUCGCGGCGUCACGGUCCCACCCGUCCCUCGCACCCUCCCGGCAGCCCGCGGGGCUUGGCUUGGUGCCUCGAGUCGCGGCACCAAGGUCUCGCCCGCCCCAAGGAAGCAGCGGGGCAUGCUUGGUGCCGUGACUCGCGGCACCACGGUCCCAUUCGCCUCUCGCCCCCUCCGUCCCGGCAGCGGGACUUGGAUAGGUGCCUCGAGUCGCAGCACAAAGGUCCCAUCGAUCCACCCCACACCCCCAAAACAAGCUUGGUGCCGUGACUCGCGGCACCACGGUCCCAUCCGUCUCUCGCCCCCUCCCGGCAGCAGGGCUUGGCCUGGUGCCUCGAGUCGCGGCACCAAGGUCCCAUUGAUCCACCCCUCGCCCCCGGGGCGUGCUUGGCGCCGUGACUCUCGGCACCACGGUCCCACCCGUCCCUCGCACCCUCCCGGCAGCCAGCGGGGCUUGGCUUGGUGCCUCGAGUCGCGGCACCAAGGUCCCGCCCGCCCCAAGGAAGCAGCGUCGCCGGAUGUUGUGCGACCUCGCCGGAGGUUGUCCAUCAAACCCACGGCGAGGGGUACCGCAGACCACCUCCCGGGGUACCAGGGACCCACCCCCGGGGGUACCACCGCAAAUCCCAUUUCCGCAUUGGUAUCCAUGGGUCAAAGGUGGGUUAGGUGGUGGGUCGUUGGUGGGUCGCUGGUGGGUCGUUGGUGGGUCGGUGGUGGGUCUGGUGGGUUCCUCAUGGGUUGCUCGUGGGUCAAACAUGGGUAGUCUAAAUUAAUAUAUUAUGUAAUUGUUAUGGUUUCUUAUUCUUUCUGCUCCUGCAUGAGCAUGAACAACUAUUACUGCACUGUGUGUGUGUGUCUGACGAAAUUGUGAUAUUUUUGCUCCUGUAGUGUGUGAUGGAGAGAUAAAACGUGUAGUUUCAACAUCAUCUUCAACGUAACUCGUGACAUGGCCGUAUGUGGAAAAAGAUGAAGAUCUCAGAAGUAGUGUUACGAUGUACAUAAGGAAGUGAAAAAUCCAAAUCUUGUUCCAGGAAAAACGAAGUCUAUAUUGACGUGAUCGAGUCCGUGAAUGUCUUGCUAAGCAAUUCCGGUACACUUCUCCGGGCCGAUGUUUCCGGACAGAUCAUGGUGAAAGCCCUGCUCAGCGGAAUGCCCGAAUGUACUUAUUACCUUUUGCUUGUUCGUCCCAUAGUAAGUAUCAAGCUGUUGUGGUUCUCCUUCUCAGCACUUCUAGAUUGGAAGCAUGAGAUGACGGAUGAAGGCAAUACAUUAUACUCGUCAACAAGGUAAGUUUGGGAUGAACGACAAGUUGGUACUCGGCGGGCAGGCAGCGGCCGGCGGGGCAAGUGGCGGCGUCAAGACGAGUCAACAAGGUCAGAUCGUGAUGGACGACUGUCGCUUCCAUCAGUGUGUGCGGCUGAGCAAGUAUGACACCGAGAAAACCAUCACCUUUAUUCCGCCCGACGGCACGUUUGAAUUGAUGCAGUACCGGAUCACGGAAAACAUCCAGUGCCCCUUCAAGCUCCUUCCGCUCGUACAAGAGCGGGGGCGGAAUAGGCUCGAGGUUUCGCUGAAGGUGAAGUCGCUGUUCGACGCAAACUGUUACGCCACAAACGUGGUGCUUACCAUCCCGGUACCCAAGUCCACCACCCGGGUUAUGGUACACUCCGCCACCAACGGCAAAGCCAAGCACGAACAGAGCGACCUAGUCUGGCGGAUACGCCGGUUUUAUCAUGAGGAAAAAUUAUUAUCCCCCUACUUAGUACCCGCCAUGGUCAAAAAGGCACUUAAGUAGUAAGUGCAGGUGAGGAAUCUACCGCCAUGGUGCCGAACAGCUAGAACUCUACUAGUUCUUACGCAGUAGUUUUACUUAAGUUAGUAGCAUCCGCUCAAGAUGAUGCAAUCCUGGAAGACAACAUGAUUUCGUUUGUGUGCACAAAUCUACUGCAUCAGAACAAGAGUUUCCAGUUUCAAUAUGUACAUGGGAAGAGGGGGAUUUUUUAUUUUUCAUAGGCUUCCCGGCAACACCGAAAACACGCUGUCUGCCGAAGUGGAACUUAGCAGCGACGAUCUAACGACGGGGUUGCCCCUGAGUGCGGCACCCGCAGGCGGUCCCGGAACUGCUCAGGUUGGAGCGAGCACCGCGACGAAGUGGGUGCGACCCCCGAUCAGCAUGGACUUUCAGGUGCCCAUGUUCACAGCGACAGGGUUGCGGGUAAGAUUUCUGCGCGUGCAGGAAAAAAGCAACUACCGCCCUGUCAAGUGGAUUCGCUACAUCACCAAGGCAGGCUCCUAUCAGCAUCGAAUUUAGGCACAAAGACCGGGGGGCGUCAGGAGUGCUGUUCUGCUUCUUUUGCCCGUGCGUAGUAACGUGAUCGAAAACGCAAACGCAUGCAGGAGAAGCAAGUGGCCGAAAUACCCGACCUCCGCGGUACCAU
Messenger RNA from Amoebophrya sp. A120, 5359 nucleotides. The record is from the annotation of a GenBank genome assembly. Lineage: Eukaryota; Dinophyceae; Syndiniales; Amoebophryaceae.